AUGAGAUUCACAAUGCCAGUUCCUUUAGCUCCAUAUCCAACUCCUCAUGUACCCUUUACACCACCUGCAACUGGUUCUGAAAGCCAACUUGUGUGUUCUGGAUGUCGAAAUCUUCUGCUUUAUCCAAUUGGAGCAACUUCGGUUUGUUGUGCUGUUUGCAAUUCUGUCACUGCUGUUCCUCUUCCUGGUACUGAAAUGGCGCAAUUGGUUUGCGGAGGUUGCCACACUUUACUCAUGUACAUUCGUGGGGCCGCAAGUGUACAAUGUUCGUGUUGUCACACCAUUAAUUUGGCAUUAGAAGGAAAUCAAGUAGCACAUGUCAAUUGUGAGAAUUGUAAGAUGCUAUUGAUGUACCCGUAUGGUGCACGAUCCGUGAAAUGUGCGGUUUGCCAGUACAUUACAUCUAUUGGGGCUUCAACAAGCACGAUAGAACAGAAACUCGUCACCUAAAACUUUGCUAUGACGUUACACCUAUAGAGUUUUAAAAAUUUCUCGUACGAGAGAUUAACGUUAUUAUUAAUAACCGUUGUUUUAUUGUUAAUGUUGAAUAAAUUAACUUAAAGCAUUUGUAUAUAUAUCUUAAUGUAUAUUGAUUCCAAACCACAAAUAAAAUGGUAAGAAGAUGGAUUGGGUGAUUUUGUCUUGUCUUUUCUGAAUAUUUUUGUGUUUUUAUAGUUGAAAACGUCUUGCAACUUAAAAAUUUUAUAUUCGUAUUUUUUUUGUCUUCAUAUUUCUU
This is a messenger RNA of Lactuca saligna, 736 nucleotides long. NCBI's taxonomy places the organism in Eukaryota, Viridiplantae, Streptophyta, Magnoliopsida, Asterales, Asteraceae. The record is from the annotation of a GenBank genome assembly.